AUGCAAGUCAAGCAACAGGAGGAUUCGUCCGCCGGCUUCCGGAUCACCCUCUCCACACCUUCUCUCCCUCCUUCUCUCGCACAUUCCGACUCACCGCAUUCGCUCUCAUUCACCGCCGACCUCCUUUCACGCUCCGUCACCGACUUCGUCGCCGCCGUACGAGAAGCGCAGAAGCAGGCGGUUCAGGCGACUUCUGCGACUGAUUCGCACGGCUGGCUUGUCCCGUACCUCGACUUGGCUUCGGCUCGUGAGGACGGCUCGGCGGACAGGAAAGGGCCAACUACUCGCCGGCGGAUGCACGAUGUGCGAUGGGACAGGGUUGGUGCGGCGUACAGCGCUCGAGCGAAAGCGACGGACGACUCCGCCUUGGCAAACGGCUCGCCUGCACGGUCCUUCGACCCGACAGAUACGGGUAGCGAGUAUACGGAAGGCGAAAGAGUUGCGAUAGAGCGCUGGAUUGUAGACCGCCUACGAGAAAGGGAGGAAGAGUUUGUCAAGAAGGAGGAGAUUCGAAUCUGGUGCGGGACGUUCAACGUCAACGACAAGCAGCCCAAGAACGGCGGCGCCGACAUCCAGGCUUGGGUUGACAGUUCGGGCGGCGCCGACUUACUCGUCUUCGGCUUCCAGGAACUCGAUCUCUCGACAGAAGCGAUGCUGCGGUACACGCCGUACCGAGAAGAAGUCUGGAGAAAGGCAAUUGACGAGGCGCUGGAGCGGCAGGAAGGCGUCUCGUAUGCCAGGGUCCACUCUCGACAGCUCGUCGGCGCAUUGAUCUUGAUAUAUAUCCGUUCGGACGUGAAGGACCACGUUGGCGAUGUCACGAGCGCAAGUCUCGCGACAGGCUUGAUGGGCUUGAUGGCGAACAAGGGCGCUGUUGGCGUUCGAUUACGGCGUCGCAGAUGGAAAGACACGCCCCUCACCUUCGUCAACUCGCACCUCGCCGCCUUCGUCCCUAACGUCGCGCAGCGGAACGCCCAGUUCCGCGAUACCGCCGCACAACUGCUGUUCCCCUUCGCGUCGUACGAGGAGCGGGACGCUUGGACGCCGAACCUCAAGCCUGAUGCGCCGAGACCGCUCGGAGAAGGCUGGAGCGUGUGGGAGAGCGACGUGCUUGUUUGGAUGGGCGACCUGAAUUACCGCCUCGAGCUGCCGCGCGAAGAGGUUGAGCGGAUGAUCGCGGCGGAGCAGUACGACUUGCUUCUUCAGUUCGACCAGCUCGAAGCGCAGAAGAAGCACGGCUUGGCGUUCGACGAUUUUGAAGAGUCGGCAAUUUCUUUUGCGCCAACGUUCAAGUUCGACGUCGGGACAGACACCUACGACACUUCUGAAAAGCAGCGUGUCCCAUCAUGGACAGACCGAAUCCUCUACCUUUCGACUCGAGCGGCCGCUGUUCGCGUCGCGCGGUACUUGAGUCAUCCAGAAGUGGUCCUGAGUGAUCACAAGCCCGUUAGCGCGACACUACAGCUUUCGGUCUACGAGGUCUCGACUCACGACCGCGACAAGGUGCGACAUGAAAUUGUAUCGAAACUCCACUCCUUCGCCGGCGGCACAUCACCGGAGGUCAAGCUGGAGCCUGGCCCUUCCGUCGACUUUGAACGCGUCGAGCUGGAUACGCCGACGAGCCUCGAGGUUGAGCUGGUCUUCGCAACAUGGGCUUUCGCGCCCAAAGACGGCUCGUCGUCCCUCACCCCGCCAUGGCUCUCCGUCUCGCCGACAUCCGGCCUCAUCCUCCCAUCAUCUCGCCAGCGCAUCACUUUCACCGUCAAAGUCACGCCCGACAUCGCCGGCACUCUCUCUUUCCCCACACCUGAAUCGCCCCAUAACGAUCUCUCUGAAUUACUCGUCAUCUCCCUGCGCGGACGCGAUCUGUUCCUCGCCAUCUCCGUCAAGGAAUGGGUGCCGACCGUCUUCGGCGCCAGUCUUGACUGUCUCGCUCGACUGCACGAGCCGGUCAGGACGGCGUCGAUCGAGCAGAGACGGCGGAUUGGCGUGGCGGCGGCUGGAUCUGUCGAAGACGAGGACGGGAUCGAGAAGAGCGCGGUACCGGAGGUCUUGCAUCGACUCGUCAGCUUCCUCGGCGAAUACGCGCUUGACGUUCCCGGUCUCUUCGUCACUUCAGGCGAGCUCGAAUUGACCAGACUAGUGCGGGACUGUCUCGACACGGGUGACGCCUUCCCCCUCGACAAGCUUCUCCCUUCUUGCGCCCUCUCUCAAGGUCCAGAGACAUCCGCGAUCCGCUCGGACGAGCCGGAAGACAAGCAACACCUCCUCGACGCCGUCUCAGCCCUCGAUCAGCUCGAAUCCGACAUCGGCGCAAUCUCCCUCUCUUCUCCUACGCUCCCUUCGACUUUUGCUUCUGCACCUCCCGAACUCGUAUCCUCGCCAUCUCGCACUUCGACACCCGCCGACACAUCCUCGACACUCGCGGACGAGUCCGACUCUGCCGAGCGCUACAUGGGACUUCACUCCGUCGCCGACUGUCUCCUCCGCUUUCUGGAGUCCCUGCAAGAGCCGGUCGUUGGCGGCGAGGCGUACGAGCGGGCGUUAAGGUGCGAGAACCGGGACGAGGCGUACGCGGUCGUGCAGAGUCUGGAAGAGACGCAUGCAAACGUGUUGCUCUAUGUCGUCGCCUUCCUCCGCAUCGCAAUCAAGCAGGCGACGACUCCUGCCGAACAAGCUGCGCGGCCUGACCGUUUCGCCAUCGUCUUCUCGUCGGUCCUCCUUCGCCCAUCAUCAAAAUCGGCCGGUCACUCAGCGUCGGGCAAGCCACUCGAACCAGCAAGUGUUCCGAGGCGGAAGAAGCAGUUCCUGGCGUGGUUGCUCGAGGGGUAG
Rhodotorula toruloides NP11 is the source of this 2832-nucleotide messenger RNA. Its product is annotated as phosphatidylinositol-bisphosphatase. The record is from RefSeq and is a predicted model, not a curated record. Lineage: Eukaryota; Fungi; Basidiomycota; Microbotryomycetes; Sporidiobolales; Sporidiobolaceae. Gene Ontology annotation, biological process: phosphatidylinositol dephosphorylation; signal transduction. The transcript has 14 exons. Bases 1 to 2832 code for a protein of 943 amino acids. Gene Ontology annotation, molecular function: phosphatidylinositol-4,5-bisphosphate 5-phosphatase activity.